AUGUUGCCUGUAUUUCACGCUGAUAACUUCAAGGCAUGGACUCCACCUUUCCGCACGAGACCCCCCUCCAAACACUCACGCCUACACCCUCCUUCCAAUGAGUCCCCUGCCAUCAAACUUCAUCAUUCACCCCUCCCCAAAGCAUUGCCAUUGCCCAAGCAUCAGCUCCCGGUGCGGCCUCCAGCCGAGGUUUGCGUUCAUGCAAGUGCCGUGACCCCAUCUGGCACCUUCAGGGGCCCUCAGUCUCCGCCCCAGAAGCCAUCUAGGCUGCACUCUGCCAAAACGACACCCGCCACAUCAUCCGACACGCAGCACGCAGAGCGGCUGGAACAGUCUCCGAGAAACAGAGCUAGUCCAUCAUCAAAUCCGGAUUUAGCCACGUCACGCAAAGUUCACGAUGCCAUUGAUGCCUCAAUUGAUGCGCCCUUUUCCCCAGAGGAUGCCCUGAGAUACAUAUCGUCACCCAGUGUAUCCAGCUCGGACGAGAGCUGGCAAGAGUUUCUGCAACCGGCAGACGAACAAAAUGGCAUUCCGAUCGACCCGGUGAUCCUCACAAACAAUGGGCCCUGGGAGACAGAUGAUGAACGCCAGCAUAUUCACGCGGACGGCGAUAGCGCCGUCUCGGAGACCAUUUGUCGAUAUCCCAACCCUCCACCACUUCUCCGCGACACGCUUGCUGAGAAUAGGAACUCCAGCACAUGUCCUGAAUCGCAGGAAGGAAACCCUCGGUCAGAUAGCCCGCUAAACAACCAAUCACACGCACAAGUAUUUGCCGAUAACAACCCCGAAGCUCACAUUCGUGUGUCCAGCAACCGCCUCGAAACCCUAACCAGCGGCCAACAGUCGAAACCCCGCAAGCGAAAGUUGCAGCAGUCGCAUGGACAACCACAACUGUGCAAACGGGCCAGAGGUUCUUCUGCAACCGUCUCGAAGGAGAAUUCUUUUUCAUCGCUUCGUUCUCACUUCACAUCUGUAUCGGUUGAUGAACGCCUACAAUUUCUUUCGUGGCUGUUCGAAGGCGCACUACCACGCUGUGUAUCUGAAUCCGAUCCAAAAGAACCUGACCGCGUAGCACGGCCAGCACUUCGCUUGUUGGAUCAGCCAGCUGAUUCCACGGAGCUUUAUGGAACCUCCCGGAAAGGCAUGCCGUGGUCAUCUGAAGAGGCGAACCUCCUAUUGAGGUUGAGAAGGGACGAGAAACGAACUUGGUCGGAUGUGACAAGGAUUUUUUCGGAGCAAUUUCCAGGCCGGAGCCAGGGCUCCAUUCAAGUAUUUUGGAGUUCGGCCCUCAAGAAUAGAGCACAUUAA
Molecule: messenger RNA, 1308 nt
Organism: Aspergillus thermomutatus
Lineage: Eukaryota; Fungi; Ascomycota; Eurotiomycetes; Eurotiales; Aspergillaceae
Exons: 1
Coding region: 1-1308 (435 amino acids)
Source: RefSeq, a predicted model, not a curated record